AUGACUGAGGGAAAGGUAGUUGAAGCUCACAAAACACUUGGGGAUUUCGAUCCUCCCAAGAAGCCCAAAAGAAACAAGUAUGCUUUUGGUUGCGCCAUGUUGGCCUCCAUGACAUCCAUUUUACUUGGCUACGAUAUCGGGGUGAUGAGUGGUGCAGCCCUGUACAUAAAGAAGGACCUAGGUGUGUCGGACGUGCAAAUCGAGAUACUGAUGGGAAUCAUCAACCUGUACUCUCUGAUAGGGUCGUGCCUGGCCGGCAGAACCUCCGACUGGAUAGGGCGGCGAUACACCAUUGUAUUCGCCGGCGUCAUCUUCUUCGUCGGAGCACUUCUCAUGGGAUUCUCCCCCAACUAUUCCUUUCUCAUGUUCGGGCGUUUCGUGGCGGGCAUCGGCAUCGGCUACGCCCUCAUGAUCGCCCCUGUCUACACCGCCGAGGUCUCCCCGGCCUCCUCUCGUGGCUUCCUCACGUCCUUCCCGGAGGUUUUUAUCAAUGGAGGGAUAUUACUGGGAUACAUAUCUAACUACGCAUUUUCGAAGAUGACAUUGAAGUUGGGAUGGCGAAUGAUGCUUGGAGUGGGUGCAAUUCCUUCGGUAAUCCUAACAGUGGGGGUGUUGGCGAUGCCGGAAUCUCCACGGUGGCUGGUGAUGAGGGGGCGUUUGGGAGAGGCGACAAAAGUGCUGAACAAAACCUCGGACACGAAGGAAGAAGCUCAACUGAGGCUAGCCGACAUCAAAGAAGCCGCAGGGAUCCCGGAGAGUUGCAACGAGGACGUCGUUGAGGUAGCGAAACAAAGCACGGGUGAGGGCGUAUGGAAAGAGCUCUUCCUCUAUCCAACGCCCGCGAUUCGUCACAUCUUAAUUGCAGCCCUCGGGAUUCACUUCUUCCAACAAGCCUCGGGCGUGGACGCCGUCGUUUUAUACAGCCCCAGAAUCUUCGAGAAGGCUGGGAUCACCGACGACACGCACAAGCUUCUCGCAACGGUGGCCGUUGGAUUCGUGAAGACCAUGUUCAUCUUGGUGGCGACUUUUAUGCUGGACCGCGUGGGUCGUCGUCCAUUGUUAUUGUCUAGUGUUGGGGGCAUGGUGUUGUCGCUGCUCACGCUCGCAAUCAGCCUCACCGUCAUCGAUCACUCGGAGAGGAAACUAAUGUGGGCCAUUGGAUUGAGCAUAUCCAUGGUGUUAGCCUACGUGGCGACGUUUUCCAUCGGUGCGGGACCCAUCACGUGGGUGUACAGCUCCGAGAUCUUUCCUUUGAGGUUGCGGGCGCAGGGUGCGGCUGCGGGUGUUGUGGUGAAUAGAACCACAAGUGGGGUUAUUUCAAUGACCUUUUUGUCCCUCACCAAGGCCAUCACUAUCGGUGGAGCUUUCUUCCUCUAUUUUGGCAUUGCCACCGUGGGCUGGUUAUUCUUUUACCUCGUGCUUCCUGAGACACGGGGUAGAACACUUGAAGACAUGGAAGGGUCUUUUGGUACUUUCAGAGCCAAAUCCAACACCUACAAGGGAGAAAAUGGAAAUGCCCCACCCCACCACCACCAACAACAACAGCUCCAGUUGGGGACCAAUCUCCAAACUUAA
Sphenostylis stenocarpa is the source of this 1575-nucleotide messenger RNA. NCBI's taxonomy places the organism in Eukaryota, Viridiplantae, Streptophyta, Magnoliopsida, Fabales, Fabaceae. The record is from the annotation of a GenBank genome assembly.